AUGCUUACUGAAAUAAAGACUUCUAUACUAUCACUUCUGCUUAUCACUGGUUCCUUGUUUUUUAUUGGAUGUGCAGAUUUGUCAAACUUAAAUACAACAUACGGUUGUUUUCGCUGUCUCUGUCACGUAUACACUUAUUGUACAAUAUCAAGUGAGUGCAGUGACGAAUAUUGUGGACCAUUCAAUAUCUCAAAGUCUUACUGGAUAGAAGCUGGUAAUAUAACCUUACAAGGAGACGAUCCCGAUAGAAAUGAUGCUUGGAAGGAUUGCGCUAAUAACUACUUCUGCGCUCAGGAUAUAAUGAAAGGCUAUCUUCAGAAGUUUUCAAAGGACUGUAAUGAUGAUGGCAUGAUCAAUUGCUAUGACUUCUUGGCGAUUAAUAGUAACGGCGGAGAUUGCAGGCCGCUUAAUCAAUCAUUGAGUGGACGCGUGUGGCUCAAACGUUACGGGGAAUGUCGUGCAGCUGGACUUGUGGCUUGA
Danaus chrysippus (African queen) is the source of this 480-nucleotide messenger RNA. The record is from the annotation of a GenBank genome assembly. Lineage: Eukaryota; Metazoa; Arthropoda; Insecta; Lepidoptera; Nymphalidae.